UCCUCCCUCAAAAAAAAAGAGAGAGAAAGUUUCCCCAAAUCGAAAAUCCGAAGCCCCAGGAGAGCGCCGCCAUGCCGCGGUCCUGCUCCGCCGCCGCCCUCCUCCUCCUCGUCGUCCUCCUCGCCGCCCCCCUCCAGCCCACCUCCGCCGCCAACCCCGACGCGACGGCCUUUGGCCGCGCGGCGUUCCUGAAGAAGCUCACGCUCCUGGGCUCCGCCUCGAUCCUCCAGGGCCGCCAGCUCGCUGUUGCGCUUACCACCAACUCCAGCGACGGCAUCGGCGCCGGCCGCGCCCUCUUCUCCGACCCCGUGCGCCUCCUCCUCCCGCGAGCCGACCCGCGCGCCGCCCCGGCGCAGGCCUCCUUCGCUACCCGCUUCACCUUCCGCAUCACGCCCUCCCCAAGCUACGGAGACGGGCUGGCCUUCAUCCUCACCUCCUCGCCCACCUUCCUCGGAGCCUCCAACGGUUACAUGGGGCUCUACGCCGCCGCCCCCGCCCCCGCUUCCGCCCCCGGCGUGUCCACCGUCGCCCUCGAGCUCGACACGCACCACGACGUCGCGCUCCACGACCCCGAUGGCAACCACGUCGCGGUCGACGCCGGCUCCAUCUUCUCCGUCGCGUCCGCGAGCCCGGGCGUCAACCUCAAGGCCGGCGUUCCCAUCACGGCCUGGGUGCAGUACCACGCGCGGCGCCGCCGGCUCCAAGCGUGGAUCUCCUACUCUUCCUCGCGACGCCACCUCGACCCCGCUUUGUCACUGGCCAUCGACCUCUCGGGACUGGUCGAGGAGCUCAUGUACGUCGGCUUCUCAGCCUCCAACGGCGAGGGCGGCAGGGCGAUACAUCUCAUCGAGAACUGGUCCUUCCGGACAUUCUGGGAUCUAAACACGGCGCAGGGCCCCCCUCCCCUGCCUUCCUCAACACAGCAUAAGGACGAGACAUCUGUCAGCAGCACACCGCCCACGUCUGCUACCGCAAAACAUCGCCACGUCGUCCCUGCAGUUUUGGGUGCCUUGAUCUUCGUACUGGUCCUCGGGGGCAUCAUCUGUGUACUGUUCCAUCGCCGCCGUCGGAAGGCAGGGAGACGUGUUCAGCUCGCAGUCCAAUCCGAGAUGGCUCGGAGUGUCUGAGUCGGUGUGUGGGAUGAGUGAUCUCUGGUUGCUUGAUCGUGUAGGUUGAACAAGAUGUGAGUUCCUUCUGCUACUAAAAUGAUUAUCUUAAUUUCAAAAAAAGAGAGAGAUUAUCUUAGGCAUGAAAGCUACUAAAAGGCUAUUUCUGGCCUCCUUGCUGAUUCAAGAUGUAAGUUUGUUCUGCUAGUGUGUGUAAUGUUGUAGAUUGUGAGUUUGUGAUCUCCUCAGACUUUCGGCAGCUCAUUAUCCUUGUGUUUGCCUUCGCAAUUGGUAAUUGAAUGUGCGAUAAAAACUA
This is a messenger RNA of Triticum dicoccoides, 1422 nucleotides long. Its product is annotated as L-type lectin-domain containing receptor kinase S.7-like. The record is from RefSeq and is a predicted model, not a curated record. The coding region runs from base 72 to 1127 and encodes 351 amino acids. The transcript has a single exon. Gene Ontology annotation, molecular function: carbohydrate binding. Lineage: Eukaryota; Viridiplantae; Streptophyta; Magnoliopsida; Poales; Poaceae.